GUUUGAUAGUUCUCUAGUUUUGAAAAGCAUCUCAGUUGAUAUUAUGGCUGCUGAAAAGAUUGAAAUUGUUGGUCGAACUGAAACUUCUAGAAGUAUUGUAAUUGACGAUAUUAACAUCAAUACUAUUGGGUUAAGGGAUCUUAGAA
This is a messenger RNA of Dentiscutata heterogama, 146 nucleotides long. NCBI's taxonomy places the organism in Eukaryota, Fungi, Glomeromycota, Glomeromycetes, Diversisporales, Gigasporaceae. The record is from the annotation of a GenBank genome assembly.